CCCAGAGGCACAGAUACACGCUCUCCGCUUGGGUUUCAUGGAUUCCCAGCCCAGCUGCGUGGUAGUGACUGGUUUUGGACCCUUCCGGCAGUACCUGGUGAAUUCCAGCUGGGAAGCAGUAAAGGAGCUGUCCAAGCUGGGCCUGAACAGUGACAUGGAGGUGGAGCUGCGGAUUCUUCAGCUACCUGUAGAUUACAGGGAGGUGAAGCAGAGGGUCACCAGAAUUUGGGAAGACCUUCAACCGCAACUCGCUGUGCACAUCGGCCUGGACGCCUCCGCCAAGGCCAUCGUUCUGGAGCAGUGCGCCAAGAACCGGGGCUACCGGGACGCGGACAUCCGGGGCUUCCGGCCGGCGCGCGGCGAGUGCCUUCCGGAUGGCCCGGAAGUGAUUGCGUCGGAGAUCAGCAUGAAGGCGGUGAGCGAGCGCGUGGCCGUGGAGGGCGUGGAGGUGACCUUUUCUCGAGAUGCGGGCAGGUACAUCCCGCGGGUGUCGGGGUGUCCAAAGGAGGAUGUUCGGUUUCUUGGUCGAAACCAAAUGCCCACGGAUGACUGUUGA
Leptonychotes weddellii (Weddell seal) is the source of this 556-nucleotide messenger RNA. The record is from RefSeq and is a predicted model, not a curated record. NCBI's taxonomy places the organism in Eukaryota, Metazoa, Chordata, Mammalia, Carnivora, Phocidae.